This is a messenger RNA of Stereum hirsutum FP-91666 SS1, 5927 nucleotides long. RefSeq lists its product as uncharacterized. The record is from RefSeq and is a predicted model, not a curated record. The coding region runs from base 262 to 5040 and encodes 1592 amino acids. The transcript has 22 exons. Lineage: Eukaryota; Fungi; Basidiomycota; Agaricomycetes; Russulales; Stereaceae.
GUGAGAGGCUUCCCGCAGCGUCUGCCUUUCGUCUUUCAUCGUUCGCUGAGGUAUUUUAUUGGGAGUUGCUCAAGAAGGCAGGCCUUUCUCUUCGUCAGCAUUUCGUUCUGCGGUUUCCCUGGAGAUAGACCACUCCAUCCGCUUAGUGUGCUCUCGGGUCCCCUUCUUUCCUCCCCACCGCCAUUCACAGCUGCUAGUCAGCUCCUACGUCUUCCACUCCUUCAAAGCCCCAUACUACAGUCGUUAGAACCUACGCUAAGGAUGUCCCACCUCACUACCUCCCUCUUUCACAAACCUUCCCCGUACGAUCUCCCCCGCAGCGCUCAGAUCCCGACGCCUCCAGAUACCGACCUCAACUUCUUUGAGUCAGCGUCGACAGCUCAAUAUCCUGCAUCCCAUGCCCCUCCCGCAGACUACGAUACCCCUCCGUCUCAGCCUCCACUUCCUCGCCGCGUUUCUACUCUCUCGUACCACAACACAGGUCUUCGCGAGUCUCGCGAGCGCGCUGGGCCACGUCCACAGUCGAAAUGGUUGGUGAUCGUCACUCCACCAGCCUCGAUAGCCAGAGAGCACGGUCAGCUCGGGCAUACCUUGUCUUCCGGACCCCCGGGUCGACUCUCCCAAGGUGUUUUGUUGCCGUUGUUUCCGACAAUGUACGCUCAAUUGACCGUCAUCGCUCGCGAGUUCAAUUUCCCGAGCACAACGGGACUUUGCCUUUAUCUUGGAAUGCCUGAGAAUAACCUCUCCAUGAUCCCACGCAUCUCUGAUGAGACUUGGCCCAUUCUGUGGAAUCACCUCUUCGAGGCUCGCUCGCCUGUGCUCCAGAUUCAGCAGUUGCCCGUCUGCGGUCGGAUUGAGUUUGACAUUGACCUCGACAAAGCGCGCUGGUAUGACGCGUGGCUGGCAUCCUCUCGUAGAACAAGCCAUGACGUCACGGCUUCUAUUGCGCCUUCGCUCUCCCACUGGCGCGACGAAAGCAAAACCACGCACCCCGAUGACCUUCUCGGGGAUGAAGAGUCGGCGUAUGUGCCGCAGCAGACGCGAACAGCCAUUCAGCGCCAUGUCCCUAGGAAGUUGUCACUGUUGGACCGCUUGGAGUCUGCCUCAGCUAUUUCAGCUACAGUUCCGCCUUCUGAAAAUGCUCUUCCACCCAUCGUGCAAGAAGAGGAGCCUCCAACCACUCCUUUGCGAUCCCGUGUCAAGUCCUGGCGUGCAAGCUCUUCCGUUGCGCCCACACCUUUGGCUGCCAAUGGCCAAAUCAGCCUCGACCCAGUCCACAUGCCCAAUGCCGUAGUGUUAGUCGAUACACCUUCUGUUUCUACUGUCGAAGGUGAUGGUGAGCGCCCUCUCAACCUCGAUGACUAUGCCUGGUCGGUCUCGUCCCUGGGACCUCCCGACCACGAUGACCUCGAUUCACCCGUUUCUUGGUCGCGCGUACCGUCUGUGCACCUCGAUCGGCGCAUGGAGGGCUCGGUUCUCCUGAGCCCCUCCUACGCCACCUCAUUCGGCCCCGAUGACGACUAUGAGUCCCUGUACUCAUUUGUCUCUCGCCUCCCGUCGCCCGACAUCGCUUUGCGGAUGUUAGAGGACGUUCCGCCCACCCCUUCUACCGCAACUAGUUGGGGUCCGCCGCUGGAUUACCCUCCGUCGCCCUUGAGCAUAUCCCGACCUCCGUCGGUCGAUAUUGCAUACAGGGCCAUGUCGAGUCGACCCGCCACUCCGUCGACGGCCACUUCUUGGGGUCCGUCGUCUUGGCCCGCAUCUCCUGCGUAUUCUCACCCAGAUCAUCGCGCUCCCUCUCUCGAUCUUGGCGAGCGCGCCGACUGGAGUCGACCCGUUACUCCGUCGACUGCGACGUCGUGGGGACCACCAUCCUACCCACCGUCGCCUGCGCAUCUGAAUGUAAACGCCAAUCACCACGCUCAACUCUCUCCCGAUCUGGGCGAGCGUGGUGGAUGGAGUCGGCCGGUGACACCCUCGACGGCGACCUCUUGGGGCGCUCCGUCGUCCUACCCGCCGUCGCCUUUCAUGCCAGAACACAUCCCGACCCCUGAUGCCGGUCACCGUGCGUUUGACGCGAAUAUGCCUCCUUUAGGACCCUCCGGAAUUGUCUCCCCGUACUUCAGACCGAGCGCAGAAGUCGCCUGGCCGCAUGUAUGGCCGUUGGAACGUCCUCAACCACCGCCUCCCGUCGUUAGGAUAUCUACAUCCUCCGGGACGAGCGGGGAAGAGUCGACGCGAAGACGCGCCACGCCGCCCCCGACACGCUCGCUUGAGAUCGAACGUGUGGUCGAAGAGCCACAAGUCCAGACCGCUGCCUGGCAGCUCGGUGCCCCUCAUUACGAGGGACAGACCGUUGCUGUCAAUAAUGAUGUUGCGUCAGCUGCAGCAGUGUCUUUAUUGGCCGUACCUAAAGUGAUGAGCAUGAAGAGUUUCUCUUCGCGUCCGAAGAGUCCUUCCGCCGGUAGAUCUUUAAAAUCUGGUAAUGAUAGUCACCCCUUUUUCAACCUCCGCUCUCCUGCGAGGGCACCCAAAGCUGAUGCAGAAACACCUUCCACAUCUGCACCUUCUACGGCUGCCUCUCAUAUGGAUAUGAGCGUCGAGGUUUCGCCGAAUGAGUAUUCCUUGCACGACCUUCAGUCUGUCAUCUUGAGUGUUGAAUACCCGAACUUCGCGAUCUAUCGCACCGCGUACCCGAACUUUGAGAUAUAUCCAGGACAUGUCACGACGUUCGAUGACAGUCACCACUCGUCGAUGUCUAUCACGCUACCGAGACAGUAUCCUUCUCUCGACAUCUAUCCGACGGUCUACCCGAACUUCGAGAUCUAUCCUGGUCAUCUCAUCCUAGCGCAGUACCCUCUCGAACCGGUCUCAAUACAACUUCGUCCCAGAUAUCCCGCGUUCAAUAUCUAUCCAGGCGUCUAUCCUCACCUCGUCAUCUAUCCAUCCGUCUCUGUGGGAGACGUCUUCGAGUUCAAUAUGCCUUCAUUUGCGUACCCGGACAUUGUGAUCUACCCCGCGGUUGGUGUAAGACCUCCAUCUACCUCGUCGGCGCCGCAGUCGAAAGUAUCUGUUUCGACGCAGCUCCGGUCUGCUUACCCUCACUUCGACAUUUACCCUGCUGGAUAUCCCGAGAACGUGUACAACAUCUAUCCACGCAUGGGCCUCGAUGUCACCUCCCCAGUGAACGUGAAGCUUCCGGCGCAGUACCCGAUGAUGGAAAUCUAUCCUGCCGCCUAUCCUUAUGUUACACCGUAUCCUACUGUGGCUCGCAGCGGCAUGAAGAAGUCUUCCCCUAGCCGAACGACGACUCCCCAGCUUGAGAUAUACCCGCCUGGACGCCGGUUCGAUGAUGCCGAGUACUACCCUCAACGCAGCGUGCGUGUGCGCCCCGCAUACCCCUGCUUUGACCUCUACCCUUCGGUGUACCCUGCGAUUACGCUCUACGCUCCCAUCCCUGGUGGAACGCACCCUGUACCACAAUCCAGCCUUCGGGCUGUGAACCUUGGUCGUAGCGUGCUUCCUUCGACAUAUCCUCACUUCAACAUCUAUCCCGCGGUCUAUCCCUACUUCGAAAUUUAUGCUGGCGAAUGCUGUGAUGGUCGUUUGUCUGAGCUUGAUCACAAUGUCACCACUCUUCCCGCGACGUAUCCCCGCUUUGCUCUCUACCCUGCUGUGUAUCCAUACUUCGAGAUCUAUGCUGGUGAAGUAUGCGAUGGCAGUCUGUCCCGUCAGGACAACGGUCGUGUCACGCUUCCCGCGAUGUACCCCCGCUUUGCGAUCUACCCCGCUGCGUAUCCUCAUUUCGAGAUCUACGCUGGUGAAGUCUGCGACGGUUCGAUAUCUGGCUCGUGGCGUGUGGUUCAGAGCACGCUGCGAGUUUGCUAUCCUCACUUCGAUAUCUAUCCCGCCGUCUAUCCACACUUUGACAUUUAUCGCUCAGGGUCGACUCCGAAGUCGGAGACACCACUUUUGCUCUCUGUUCAGCUUCCUGCGCGGUAUCCUGCUAUUCAACUAUAUCCUCCCGUCUACCCUCACUUCGAGCUUUGGCCUUCGGUCGGCGUUCAUGACACUCAGGCUCCACUCACUGUCCCACGUACACCAGCCCAGAAAGCCCACACAGUCCCGCGUGUGGAGGUAUCUGGCUCCAACGGUCUCAAAGAACAUCAUGCUCCGUCAAGAAAGACCCAUCGGCAGCUGCACAAUGAAAUCGCCAAGACUGGUCAUUUGUUCUUGACGAUGCCCGUGUACGCUAAGAAGACCCACCGGCAACUUCACAACGAAGCGUUCAGGACCCCGAGCCUUCGUUCGGUUUCUUUCGUGGACGUUGGGCCUAGUUCACCCGAAGGAUCGAAAAGGAAUUCUCCAACAGGUUCAAGGACAUAUCCCAAGACAUCGGCAGAGCCACUCCGUGCUGCCAUGAAGCGACCAGCUGGCCUCCCACCUGUUCCUCCUAUGCCCGCGUUCGUCUCCGCAGGACUUCCUCCCCUCCCACCUUCAUCAGGACCUCCACCCCAAUUCGCUCUUCCUCCACUUCCAUCCCGAAUAGCUUCACCCGCUUCACCCUCUCGUAGGCCAGUAUCUCAAGCCAGUGGCCCUCCUGCUGAGCCGGCUUGGGAGAUGGUCCAGCCCACGCGACGGAUGAGCGAUAUUCGAGUACAGACGACGAGCUCGCUACGCAGGGUGUCGUCUGCACGGCAGCCACCCUCCGUGGCUCAGAACUCGCUACUCUCGCCGGUGAAUGAGGAUCCUCCUGUUCUGCAUCGCUCGAGAUCGCAUGGUCAAAGAACUGGAUCGGACCUGUCUGAGUCGGGCGUGGAAUCGCCGAGAUUGGCGCCACGGAGGAGGGAGAGUCUUGUGUUGGAGAAAGCGAGGAUGUUUGACCUUCCGUCUGGUUCGACGCCAGCUAACGAGCCUGUUUCGCGACUGUCAAUGAGCGCCUUAUCCGAAUUCCCGUUGCCGCCUUCGACAACUUCGAAUAGUGGUGCGCCGGGUCGACCUGUAGGGAAGUUAGAUCGUACGAGGUUUUCUUUCCAGUGAUAGUUGAUGAUUAUUAUUCGAGUGCGUGGGCAGGGAGUCCGGAAUGUUUUGCUUUCUUCGUUGCUUUCUCUGUACAUUUUGUUUGCUUACGGAUUUGGACCACGGUUCUAGAGUACUACAGUGCUUGUGCUUCUAUCUUAUUUGUUGAUAUUGAAUGCUUUGUUGGCUUGUCGCGGUUGUGCAAUGAUUGUAUCAUGACAAGACCAUACGUUUACAGAAUAUUGAGCUGGAAUUUAGAGUCCACAAUGUAUUGAUUGAGAAUGACAAGAGGAUGACAAAAGGAUAUAGCAUGAGUGGAAUGAGAUAGUACAGCAUACAGAUUCAUGAGAUGAUUGGGAAGUCCGUGGUUUAGCGACUGCGUUGCAUGCUCUACUCAUCUUCAGAGUCUUGUUCAAUUCGAGGGGAAGCAGGUUGAGGCGGUCUUCGCUCUUGCUGCCGCCUCAGUCUUUCGCUCUCUCGUUGGGCACGUAAUAUCUGGGAUUUGCGAUCAUCUAAGAUUGCUUUCUUUGUAUUCGCAACUCGAGCUGCCUCCUCCGCUUUCAGCACAUCUCUUUUGUGCUCUUCGCGCUCUUGCUUCUCGACCUCUGCUUGCAUCAUCUCUUUGAUGAUAGCAGCACCAAUGCGUAGAUCGUUCAGGAACCUGUCGUGGAAGCGGUAGUAGGGUUGGAAGUUCUCAACCUCUGGGCGGAAUCCGAGAGCGAUAGCGUAUUCCAAUGCGCCUUUCGGCGUGAUCAAUGUUCUCUGAAUCAUGGUAUUCGUGGGCUUAAACUGUUUGAAUUUUGGGUUCGUUGGGUUUUUGAGGAUGUUUUCUGCCAUAGUUGUCAGCGUACGCAAUGAGGCAAUCGCCACCUCCUUCGAGUUGGGUCUCAUUAUCCCAGGAUCGACAA